GGCGACUGUGUUAGGGGAGGCUGUUAUUGCGAAUAAACGUGAACUUAAAGAUCAGUACCUAUUUUCAAGAAAGGGUAACAAACAAGGCAAUGCUAUACUGACUGAGAGGUCCAAAAUAUAUGCAAAGGGUAUGAAAAUAUGGGUCAGUGACAGGCAAGAUGUAUGGAAUGUCGCUACUAUUAUAGAUACAAUGAAAGAUACAAGAAUUAUAAUUAAAUACCAAGAUGGCGUGGAGAGUGUAAUUACGUCCAAGCCAGACUACCCUCUACUAUAUGGGGAAAAUGACUACGAAAAUAUAUGUGAUUUGUGUGAACUAAACCCACUUCAUGAAGCUACAGUUUUAGAGUCAUUAAGAAUACGCUACAAAGCUGGUCUGUGCUAUACCAAGGCGGGUAUCACGCUAUUAGCUAUCAAUCCAUUUACCGAGCUUCCACAUCUCUACAGUGCAAAGAAAGUGAAAUUAUACAAUAAUAAUUGUAUUAAGAACAAACCACCGCAUGUGUUUGCAGUUGCUGAGCAGGCUCAUUGUAAUCUGAAAAGACAGCUUGGUCACGUUAAUCAGUCUGUUAUAGUUAGCGGUGAAAGUGGUGCUGGUAAGACAUGGACCGCGAGAUGUGUUAUGAGAUAUCUUGCUACUACCGCUGUUUCUGCAGAAGGGUUUUCACCUUGUUCUAAAAUUUGUAGAAUAGAAAAGAGAAUACUGAAUUCCAAUCCUAUAUUAGAAGCAUUUGGAAAUGCUGGGACAACCAAGAAUUCUAAUAGUAGUAGAUUUGGUAAAUAUAUCCAGUUACAGUUAAACAGAUCAAACUAUAUCAUAGGAGCGUCUAUCAAAACAUAUCUCCUGGAGAAAACUAGAGUUGUUCGUCAAGGAAUUGGGGAAAGAAAUUUCCAUAUCUUUUACCAGAUGUUACAAGGAUGCAGUGAUGAAGACAGAGAUCAGUGGGGUAUAACAGAAACCACAGAAUACCACUACCUGUCACGCUGUGAAGACUACCAACACACUAAUGAAUUGGACAGUGACACUUUGGAUACGACUAAGUCAGCCAUGCACAGCGUGGGGUUGUCACAGAGACAGCAAAACUGUAUAUUUCAGUUACUUUGUGGGAUCCUCUAUAUUGGUAACAUUGUGUUCAUCACAGAUGAAGAACUCAGCUCAGUUCCAUGUGACGUUGACGAAUAUGAUUUAGACUGUCAGCUGACAAUUGAAAAGUCGUCCUCCCUGCUUGGCAUUGAUCACAAUGAACUGCUGCAGUGUUUAACAAUCAGAAGAAUAACAGCAUCCCAUAGUAGAAGAAAAAGUGUUUUUAUGAAGCCGUGUAGCCAGGUAGAGUGUGUCACCAGAAGGGAUUGCCUGGCUAAGCUACUGUAUUCCAGGUUGUUCAACUGGUUAGUGGAGUUUAUUAACAAGAACACUAGUGCUCAUGCAAACAGUUGUCAUUCAUUCAUUGGUAUCUUGGAUGUCUAUGGUUUUGAAAGCUUUACGAAUAACAGUCUGGAACAACUAUGCAUAAAUUAUGCUAAUGAGAAACUUCAACAACAUUUUGUGUCUCACUUUUUGAAAGCUGAACAGGAAGAAUACAAGAAGGAAUCGAUCUCAUGGACAUAUUUUAAUUUCACUGACAACAGACCCUGUCUAGAAUUGUUGGAAGGAAAGAUUAGUGUCUUUUCACUGAUGACUGAGGAAUGUCGACUUAACCGAGCCAGUGACGUGAGAGGCUUCACUGAUCGAGUACACAAUACAUUACGUGGGUCAGCUAUCAGCAAACCACAUAUAUCAGUCACUACACCGGCUUUUGUAAUUGCACAUUUCGCUGGUCAAGUCACGUAUCAGACAGACUCGCUCAUCGAGAAAAAUAAGGACUCAAUUCCUGAUGAGCUGGUUGAAUUGGUGAAGAACAGCAACAAUCGUUUUAUAAGUGAAAUUUUCAGCAGUUACUCAGUGGACAUUCAGGAUGACAUGAGUGGUAGCUGCAAGAAGGGUAAACAAUCUGAUGUUACCGUGGUUUCCAAGUUCAAGACCUCUCUAGACCAGCUUAUGGCUAUAUUGAAUUGUACAACACCCCAUUACAUAAGAUGUAUCAAACCCAACAAUAACUGCCAACCUGAUUUGUUCAAUAACCAACAAGUUGUGGACCAAUUACAAGCAUGCGGGGUUCUUGAAACAGUCAACAUUAGUAAGAUGGGAUUCCCAACAAGGUUGACCUACGCUGAUUUCAUUGCAAGAUACAAAGUUAUUGUGAAUACUUCAGAAUCAGAACAACUUAAUGGGAUGGGACUUGUGACUGCUAUUAUGGAAAGUGUGUUUGAUGAGGAAGACAAAGAAAAUGACUCGAUGACUGCACAGUACGGCAAGAUGAAGAUAUUUCUUAGAGAGGGACAGCUUGACCAACUGGAAUCUGUAAGGGCCAAGCUAUUGUCUCGAUAUGUAUUCACCCUUCAGUGUGCUUGGAGACGAUACAUGAAAAGAAAACAUCAAUGUAUUCUUGCGUCAUCGGCCACGGUGAUCCAGGCAUUGUGGAGAGGUUACCAGACACGAAGAGAAAUACAGCAAAUGAACAGAGCCGCUAGAAUUAUUCAGUACGCUAUGCUGAAGUAUGUUAUCAAGAAAAGACGAUCAACGCGAAAGAUGUUGGAAUUGGACGUGUCAACGUCGGACGAAUCUGAUGCAUCUGAUGCAUCUGAAGAAUCUGAGAUCUCAAUCUCAUUUGUCUCCUGUGACGAGGACAGUACAUUCACGAGUAUCGAUUCAAGCUUGCUUUCAAAUACAGAUGUCAGUCAAUCUCUGGAUGAAGACUUGGAUUUAUCUUUAAGUUCUGAUAUCACUAUGGAUUCGACUGCAGACUUUGAACCGUCGUUUGCACCCAAUCACAUCUACGCCGGACGGUUUGUUCAUCGUGCAUCCCCGAUGAGUUUAAUGAAUAGGUUUAGGACUUGUACUGAUGCUGCAGAUGAGGUCUCUGAAGAUUUAGAGAAGUCAAAGCAGAUUAAAAAACAGAAAACAAAGUCUGAAAUGGCUAUUAAUAUUCUGACGAUGCCAGCUGUUGAUGUGGUGUUGGCCGCCACAAUGGUGGGACUGGUUUUCCACGGUCCUCUCCGCUUCUAACUCGUAAAAUUAGCUAUUCAUACUGCCAAUCACAAUGAUCAGAUUUAAAGAGCGGUGUUCGUCACACCGUGUCGUGUUUAAUUCAUUUCGCAGUGAUGUAUACAAUGCUUAUUGCCCGACAGCUCUAUAAUCUGUGAUGCUAUUUUCACUUAUUUUUAAAAUGUUUUUACAAUAUUUACUGCCAGUUUUAUUGAUUUUGGAAACUUUUAGAUUUUUUUUUAGUAUAUUUUUCUUUUUUAACUUGUAAAUAUAUUUGUGAUAACUUUCUUAUAUUUUGCUUAUCAUUGCAGUGUUUUGACAUGUGUGAAAUAAAUGUAAAUAACACAAU
This is a messenger RNA of Saccoglossus kowalevskii, 3431 nucleotides long. RefSeq names its product unconventional myosin-XIX-like. Gene Ontology annotation, cellular component: membrane; cytoplasm; actin cytoskeleton. Gene Ontology annotation, molecular function: ATP binding; microfilament motor activity; actin filament binding. The record is from RefSeq and is a predicted model, not a curated record. Gene Ontology annotation, biological process: actin filament organization. Lineage: Eukaryota; Metazoa; Hemichordata; Enteropneusta; Harrimaniidae.